Phyllotreta striolata is the source of this 1182-nucleotide messenger RNA. The record is from the annotation of a GenBank genome assembly. Lineage: Eukaryota; Metazoa; Arthropoda; Insecta; Coleoptera; Chrysomelidae.
AUGUUUAAAAAGGUGGCAAUUGGCGUAUCUGGUGGUGUUGAUAGUGCUGUAGCAGCAAUGUUAUUAAAAACAAAGGGUUUUGAUGUACAAGGGGUUUUUAUGCAAAAUUGGGAUAUAAGAGAUGAAAAAGGAGUUUGUAGUAGCGAAGUGGAUUUGGAAGACGCCCAAAAAAUUUGUAAUUCGAUAGGAAUAAAACUUCAUUGUGUGAAUUUCGUUAAACAAUAUUGGAAUUUAGUAUUUUGCGAGUUGGUUAAAGAAUAUGAAUCAGGUAGAACUCCUAAUCCUGAUGUUUUAUGCAACAGAAACAUUAAAUUCAACUAUUUUUAUAAAUAUGCAAUGGAUCAUUUAGGAGUUGAUGCAAUAGCAACUGGACAUUAUGCAAAUACCAGUUUUGGAACAUAUUUAGAAAAUUACCAACCAAAUAAAAAUGUGCGAUUACUCUUAGCGAAAGAUACUAAAAAAGACCAGACCUUCUUCCUAUGUCAGGUGAAACAAGAGGCUUUAAGGAGAACCAUGUUUCCGUUAGGGAAUAUAACAAAAUGGCAAGUGAAAAAUAUAGCGAUUGAAAAUAAUUUGGAAAAAAUCGCCCUUAAACCAGAAAGCAUGGGCAUCUGCUUUAUAGGAUCCAGAAACUUUCAAACUUUCAUCCAAGAAUAUAUCGCAGAUAAACCGGGCGACUUCGUCGACGUAGAUACGGGUAAAGUCGUGGGGCAACAUCGUGGAGUUCAUCAGUGGACUUUAGGGCAAAGAUCGAGGCUUCAGGGCCUUCCUCUUGCUUACUUUGUGGCUAGAAAGGAUAUCGAAAGAAAUAUUAUUUACGUGGCUCAAGGAACUGAUCAUCCGAUCCUCUUCAGUGAUUUGGUCUUUACUGAACCGCCAUAUUGGAUCCAUUCGGAACCCAUAGAGUUGAAAUCGAAUAAUAUUUUAGAGUGCGAUUUUAAAUUUCAACAUACAAAACGAUGGUCUCCUUGUCUGGUUUAUAAAACCAAAAAGGGGCUGCUGGUUAAACUACAUAAUGAAAAAAGGGCUUUAACUGAGGGUCAAUACGCUGUGUUUGUAAAGAACCAAGAGUGCUUAGGUAGCGCAAAAAUAGUUAAUACUGGGGUGUCAAAUUUUACUAAUAAAUAUCAGCAAUGUAGUGAGGAGGCAAGUGGAGCAAAAAAUAUAGAAGUUAGAAAUUAA